AUGUUACAGAGAAGUCGUUAUUUAUUGAGGUAUUUUCGACCCUUCGGCGUAAGAUUUUAUCAUGAGGAAGCAUCCGUCGUCGGCACUACUCCAGAUACCAGUUCACCGGUAUAUCAGGAAAAUUACAUGCAAAUGAAAAAUCUUAUUGAUGAAUUGAAGAACACUGUGGAGAAAAUAGUUGAAGGUGGUGGACCGAAAGCCAGAGACAGACAUCUAAGCAAAGGAAAACUUUUACCUCGAGAACGGAUAAAUACACUUUUAGAUAAAAAUUCACCUUUCUUAGAAUUAUCACAAUUAGCAGGUUACAAGCUAUAUGGUGGAGAGGAGGUACCAGCAGGUGGAAUUAUUACUGGCAUUGGAAGAAUAGAAGGCACUGAAUGUAUAAUAAUUGCAAAUGAUCCUACUGUAAAGGCUGGUACAUAUUACCCUAUAACGGUCAAGAAGCAGUUACGAGCUCAAGAAAUUGCAGAAGAAAAUAGAUUGCCUUGCAUUUAUUUGGUUGAUAGUGGAGGAGCCAAUCUGCCUAGACAGGAUGAUGUAUUUCCUGAUAAAAUGCAUUUUGGUAGAACCUUCUAUAAUCAAGCCAACAUGAGUGCUAAAGGAAUAGCUCAAAUUGCAGUGGUUUUAGGAAGUUGUACAGCAGGAGGUGCAUACGUUCCUGCUAUGGCUGAUGAAAAUAUUAUUGUUGGCAAUCAAGGUACAAUAUUUUUAGCUGGCCCACCUUUGGUAAAAGCUUCAACUGGUGAAGAAGUUUCAGCGGAAGAUUUAGGUGGAGCUGCGCUUCAUUGUCGACAAUCUGGCGUAACCGAUCAUUACGCGAUAGAUGACACGCAUGCUUUAUAUCUUGCGCGUCAAAUUGUUAGAGAUUUAAAUUUGCAACCGCCUAUGGAUGUAAAAAUCAAUAAAAACAUUGAACUACCCGUGCAUGCCAUUGACGACAUCUAUGGCAUCGUCGGAACGAAUCUAAAACGUCCUUAUGAUGUAAAAGAAGUCAUCGCGAGGAUUGUUGAUGGUUCGAAAUUUCAUGAAUUUAAAGCACAAUACGGCGAAACAUUAGUCACUGGAUUUGCCAAGAUUUACGGCUAUCCUGUCGGCAUAGUCGCAAACAAUGGUGUAUUAUUUUCAGAAAGUGCUCUGAAGGGAGCUCAUUUUGUACAGCUUUGUGCUCAAAGAAAAAUCCCUCUCAUUUUCCUGCAAAAUAUUACCGGAUUCAUGGUGGGUAGAGACGCAGAAUUGGGAGGUAUCGCCAAAAACGGCGCUAAAAUGGUAACAGCAGUAGCAUGCGCGCAGGUACCGAAGAUUACUGUAAUAAUCGGAGGAUCUUAUGGAGCUGGGAACUACGGAAUGUGUGGUCGAGCUUAUUCUCCACGUUUUCUUUAUUGCUGGCCAAACGCUAAAAUAUCUGUAAUGGGAGGAGAACAAGCAGCGAGCGUAUUAGCACAAAUCACGAAAGAUCAACGUGCGAGAGAAGGCAAACAGUGGACUCAAGAAGAGGAAGAGAAUCUCAAGAAUCCGAUUAUAGAACAGUUCGAAAAGGAAGGCAGUCCUUAUUAUUCUAGUGCUAGACUAUGGGAUGAUGGUGUGAUUGAUCCUGUGGACACACGAGUCGUGCUUGGUUUGAGUUUGUCAGCGAGUCUGAACGCGCCUAUACAUGACACUAAAUUUGGAAUUUUUCGAAUGUAAUAUAAGUACAGAGAAACGUAUGAAAGUAUACCUUGAAAGUACUCCAUAUUACUAUCAAAUUUUAUAUAUCUCUUUAUAUUUGUAUA
Molecule: messenger RNA, 1769 nt
Organism: Cyphomyrmex costatus
Lineage: Eukaryota; Metazoa; Arthropoda; Insecta; Hymenoptera; Formicidae
Gene: Mccc2
Product: methylcrotonyl-CoA carboxylase subunit 2
Exons: 9
Coding region: 1-1683 (560 amino acids)
Biological process (GO): L-leucine catabolic process
Cellular component (GO): methylcrotonoyl-CoA carboxylase complex; mitochondrion
Molecular function (GO): methylcrotonoyl-CoA carboxylase activity
Source: RefSeq, a predicted model, not a curated record